Molecule: messenger RNA, 438 nt
Organism: Pelobates cultripes (western spadefoot toad)
Lineage: Eukaryota; Metazoa; Chordata; Amphibia; Anura; Pelobatidae
Source: the annotation of a GenBank genome assembly
AUGAAGAACGGGAAGGCAGCUGGACCUACUGACAUACCAGCAGAGGCCCUGAUCUGGAAGAAAGAAGAGAUACCGAUUGAGUGGAAGGAGGGUUAUCUAAUGAAGCUUCCAAAGAAAGGUGACCUCAGCAACUGUAACAACUACAGCGCUAUCACACUCCUGUCAGUGCCAUGCAAGGUCUUCAACCGGAUCCUCCUAGAGCAGAUGAAGGACAUCGUCAAUCCACAACUACGAGAUGAACAAGCAGGCUUUCGGCAGAAUCAAUCAUGCAUGGACCAGAUUGCAACGCUGCGCAUCAUAGUCAAGCAGUCCUUGCAGUGGAACUCAUCGCUGUACAUUAACUUUGUCGACUCUGAGAAGGCGUUUGACAAUGUGGAUCGAGAGGUCCUAUGGAAGCUCCUCUGGCAUUACACAUCCCAGCCAAGGUGGUCAACCUGA